GAUUGAAGCAGAGCUCAGUGCCGCCGCGCUUCACUCCAAACCGGAAUCCGUCGCGACGAUUCCCGCUUCCACAAGGGGAUUUAUCAAGUAAACCGUGGACAGCAGCGCGCAGAUAACACUUUUAAAAUCUUUUGGUUCGCUUUUAGCUUCCAGCGGUUCUACAAUAAUUACCUUUUCACCACCCCCAUUCGUCCGGGGUUUUUUUUUGUCCUGUUGAGCACUGCUUCGAAACUCUCACCGAGAAUAGAAAAUCUAACUUUUUUUUUUUUUUUUGCCAACACUGGAGGAUUAAAAAGAAACCGCUUUUGGACUUUUCGAGCUUCACCAUUUCAGAUACCCAGUACCAUGAGAUUCCAGGACAGAACUCCACAAUGGAUAAAAAUCAGAGGGAUGAUUGAGUGCAGCUGACGUUCACAACCAUGUGGGAAACCUAUUUGCGCAUUUUUUUUUUUUUUUUUCUGAAGCCCUUCUGCAGCUUUGUGUAAACCAUUAAGACCAAAUGAUGACUGAGACAUGAUUGGAUUCUAACUCUUUUUUGUGUGUGUGUUUUAAAGUUUUUUUUUUUUUUUUUUUUACUGAUUAUUUUAUAAGAAGCGGAUCAAGUAAAAAGACACUGCGUGUGAGCUGAAGAAAAUGGACUCGAAGCCCAUGUGUGAACAGGCAGACGGUGCAGCUCAUGGAAUAAUGUAACCCCACAGAUUUGAGGAGUCUGUUUCAGGACCGAGUCCAAACCCGUCCUGCUGACUGUCCCACUUGUCUAAAGGCAGCCUCCACUACUCAAUGGCAUGGACCAAGUUCUUCAAGAAGCGGGGCAACCUUGGGAAAUCUUACCAACCAGGGAGCAUGCUGUCUCUGGCCCCAACCAAAGGACUGUUAAACGAACCAGGCCAGAACAGUUGCUUCCUCAACAGUGCUGUGCAGGUACUAUGGCACUUGGACAUUUUCAGGCGAAGCUUGAGGCAGCUACCUGGGCAUUUCUGCCAAGGAGAUUCCUGCAUUUUUUGUGAACUGAAGGGAAUUUUCUCCCAGUUCCAGCACAGUCGGGAGCGAGCCCUGCCUUCUGACAACCUGCGUCACGCCUUGGCGGAGACCUUUAAGGACGAGCAGCGCUUCCAGCUGGGCUUCAUGGACGAUGCUGCUGAGUGCUUUGAGAACAUACUUGAGAGGAUCCACCUUCACAUUGUGUCCGAGGAGACUGAUGCCUGCACUUCAAAGAUGUGCAUCACGCACCAGAAGUUUGCCAUGUCAUUGUAUGAGCAGUCUGUGUGCCGUAGCUGCGGGGCCUCUUCUGACCCACUGCCGUUUACGGAGCUGGUGCAUUAUGUCUCUACCACCGCACUCUGUCAACAAACACAUCAGCACAAAGAUGAGUCUUUUGGGGAGCUCUUACAAGCAGCAAGUGCCAUUGGGGACCUGCGGAACUGUCCAAGCAACUGUGGCCAGAAGAUCAGGAUCAGACGGGUCCUUAUGAACUCCCCACAGAUUGUUACCAUCGGUUUUGUCUGGGACUCGGACCAGUCAGACCUGAUUGAGGAUGUUACCCGGUCACUGGGACCCCUUCUCAGCCUCUCUGGGCUUUUCUACAGGGUGACAGACGAGCACGCCAAAAAGGGAGAGCUGCUGCUCGUGGGGAUGAUCUGCUACACCAGCCGCCACUAUUGUGCCUUCGCCUUCCACACCAAGUCCGCAAAGUGGGUCUUCUUUGAUGACGCCACAGUGAAAGAGAUUGGCUCCAAAUGGAAAGAUGUGGUCUCCAAAUGUAUCAAAAGUCAAUUCCAGCCGCUUCUCCUCUUUUACGCCAAUCCAGAGGGGAGUGCAAUCAUUACAGAUGACACCUCGCGACACAGCAGCGGCCGUUCAAACCACAAGAACCCUGUUAAUGGUGAAGUGCCAGUUGAGUCUCCAGUUUCAGUCUUGAAAAAUCUGGAACUCAAAAAAGAGAACCUCAGCACUCUGUUAGGCCAAGGCUCUUUCAAACGGAAGACGCCGUCAACCUUGAGCAGGAGCAGCGGACAGAGCAGCAGUGGGCGAGUACCAGACCGAUUCAGCACCGCUGAUCCCAAGAGUCACCUCAGAAUGAUUUCAAGAGAAGUUGCACAGAAAGCAGUAGAUUUGCGAGGGAUGAUUCCAGCCAGAAGAGAACUUGACCGAAGUGGCCAGCGGAGGCCCGAGCUGCACAGCAGAGAUCCAGGAUACGACAGGACCUACUCCCGUUCUGUGUCCCCUCCAGAGAACGGCUUCAAGCAGUACCUGGAUACUCGGCUCUACAGCAGUCAAGGAAAAGGCCCCACACGGACUGAGCGACUGCCACACCUUAGCGGGCGGACUUCCCAUGAUGGCUCUCACUCACACUCAAGGGUUCAAGUGCUACCCAGUGUUCCUAGUAACACCGGUGGCCAUCACAGCCGAAGGCUAGACCAGGUCUCCAAUGGGUAUGAUACAGACAGCAGCCAAGAGUCCAGAGAGCGCUCUGGAAGUGUAACGAGCUGCCGCAACAGAUCAAAUCGUCCAUGGAAGCCAAUGCGAGAAGCAUUAAAUGUAGACAGUGUUAUAAGUGGCAGGAUCGGCGGGAAUCCAGUAAGUCGGGAACAAAGACAUCCUAGUAGUCAGUCACCCCCUCGUGAACGACAUGGAGACAGGGACCUUUUGAGAGAAGACUGGGAAGAACGCAAACCAAAGAGCCUCAUGACCAUCUAUGAAGAUGAGCUGAGGCACGAAAUUGGUGGCAGCCGGAGCUCUCUGGAGUCAGACUCUCGGGGCGGAUACGGUGACAAAGACCGCUCAGAAGGUUCAGCGGCGCUUAAAAUCUGCAAUGACAAGUGGAAGAUACAGCGGACUGAAUCUGGAUACAAAAGUAGCGACAGAAUAAGUAACGGGUCUGCAAAUCUGGACUCUCCUGUUGUCGAGAACCUUUCCUACAAGGACCUGCAGCCAAUACCCGAGCUGCAUCUGGCCAGGGAUUAUGUCCCUCCAAAAAGAAAUGAUUUGAAGAGUGACACAUUGUACUCCACCAGCAGUGAACUUGCAAGAAAGUCCACAGAUCUGCAAGACUUGAGACCAAACAUCCUGUCCGGUCAACCCCUACAAAGAAAAAGGGCUUUCAGAUACACUCCUGGGAUCUUGGAGAGGAUCAGUGGCCGAGACAGCGAUCAAGAGGAAAAUGUGGACAGCCCUGUGAGCCCCAGGCCUCCUUACUUGUCAAAGACCAGCAGCUCUGAGUGGAACAGCUCAGACGACCUUGCUGGUCCCUUUUCUGAACAAGAAGAUGCAAGUACUGUUCCCCAUGAUGACACGUUCUCGCACAAUUAUCCCCCACGUUUACCCCCCAAGACCUAUCUCAACAGUCCGACUGCCUCAUCCAACACCCACUCCCAACAGCCGGACACAUACAGUGAACCGAGAAGUGGUUUGUCCUCCUGGUCUCGCACCACCCUUCGUAGGUGGAUUGAGACCCCCGCUGAGCACAGGCUUUCAUCAGAUGCCAGCUCUAAGUCAGGGUCAUCAGACCAGGAGAGAAACGAUCUCUCAGCCAGUGAGAGUGACGAGAGGUUACCCAGUCCAAACCCUUUAAACAUUGAUGGGAUGGACUCCUCUGCUCAGACAGAUCGGGUUCUUCCCACCACUUACUUUUCAGUGGAUAACUGUAUGACGGACACCUACCGGGCCAAAUACCACAAAAGGCCCGGCGCGUACGUGAUGCCCGACAUGAAAGUGGAGGACAAUUCUUCAUCAGGAGAGAGUGAUGUCGAAGAGACCUCGGUACCAGAUGUUUCGUCUCCAGAGCCUUCCAAAAACACAACUGAGACAGGCUAUUCCACCACUAAGACGGUUGCAAAAUGGAACCCAGUUACUCCAAAAGGACUUGACGAACAUGGUUUCCUUUGAUUUUUCGAGAAGAAACCUCAUGUGACCCAAGAAGUGGAUGCUAGCAUCAGCUGUAAUGCACUAGGAUCGCUCCAGUUUGACUCCUGCAGUGACGCUUACAGUGUCAGAAUUGUUGAGAUAAUGAGUCUUAAUGCCAAAGAGACUUCUCCAGCUGUGAAUCGCUGCGGUAACGCAGACAAACGUGGCCCGAUAGCAGUAGCACCGUGGUGACAUAGGCGCUAAAGAGUGACAGAGUCUUAUAGAUUUUGAACCGAGUUUGAAUUUGCACCAGAUAGAAGGGCACUUGAUGCUGUUUGUUGACUCCAUGUUUUGGACUUCAAAUGUGGUUCAACUACUGAGGAAUGCGUCACAAAACGCCACUUUACCCAUGAGAGAUUAAGAUUCGCUGUAUGGAUCUUUGUUCAAGCAGUCUUACUGGAAUUUCCAUAUGUGGAGUGUGCUGCUAUUUAACAACUGAUGGGAACGUGUUGAAGAAAACGAAGAUCGUGCUAGCAUAUACAGACGCGCUAACCGCAAUUUCAUUAAUAUGGCUUGGCAGCAGCCUCGCAUGUCGGCAUAACGACAUCCAGAGUAGACUGUUUUCCGUUCCGUAAAGCCGGCAAUUCCUGGAAAACCUUUAUCGUUGGUUCCAUUUAUCCCCCUUUCCAUUAUGUUGAGCUGUUUUUCACAUAAUGUAACUUUUAAGCAGAAAUAGUUUCCAGUAGUAUUCAGAAAAAUUCAAUCAAUCAAUUUUAUUUAUAUAGCGCCAAAUCACAACAAACAGUUGCCCCAAGGUGCUUUAUAUUGUAAGGCAAGGCCAUACAAUAAUUACGUAAAAAUCCCAACGGUCAAAACGAC
This is a messenger RNA of Thalassophryne amazonica, 4722 nucleotides long. Its product is annotated as inactive ubiquitin carboxyl-terminal hydrolase 53. Gene Ontology annotation, molecular function: cysteine-type deubiquitinase activity. The record is from RefSeq and is a predicted model, not a curated record. Gene Ontology annotation, biological process: sensory perception of sound; protein deubiquitination; response to auditory stimulus. The coding region runs from base 781 to 3885 and encodes 1034 amino acids. Lineage: Eukaryota; Metazoa; Chordata; Actinopteri; Batrachoidiformes; Batrachoididae. The transcript has 17 exons. Gene Ontology annotation, cellular component: cell-cell junction.